AGACGUACCAGUCCUCACAGAACAUAGUUUCCUCAAGCCUCGAGUUGAAAAAUGCCAGAGACCAAGGGAACCUGUCGCUGCAAGACUGACUGUCACUGUCAGUCCACGACUUGCGGAUGCAAGCCAAAGUGCGAUUGCGCAUCCACCUGUCACUGCAAGCCCGAGCACAACCCCGCCUGCGGUAAUCCGCACGACGCCGUCGCAUUCCUUCGGUCUUACAACACUUCGGUGCACGACCACUUUUACACCACGAACGCCGGGGAAAUGGAGACAGCGAUCACCAGCCUCGGGUACUCCUCUGAGGGCGAUGCCUGCUACGUGUUCAAGACCCAGGUGGGCGCAACGAUCCCGCUAUACCGCACAUACGACCCGACGGUCUACGACCACUUCUACACGACAUCGCUAGAGGAGCGCAACGAGGCGGUCGCCAAGAACGGACACGUCGCUGAAGGCAUCGCGGCGUACGUAUAUGGCACCCAAAUCUGCGGCAGCAUUCCCUUGUAUCGCGUCGAGAAUGCGAAGAUUGCAGAUCACUUCUACACCACGUCGCUGAGCGAGCGCAACAAUGCCAUCAGCUCGCUCGGAUAUGUAGACGAGGGCAUCUCGUGUUACGUGUUGCCGGUCCCCGGGUCCUAAAAGGACAUGCUACAAACGGAUGCAUUACUAGCCCACAUAAGAAAAUCGCGUGGGGGCUUCGGAGAUAGGCCUUUCCGAACUUGUCAUUUUAUUGUCAGGUGUUCGCGUAUAUGUCAUAUCGUGGCUGUGUUUUACAUUCCUCUUGUAAUUCAUUUGAGACGAUUGUUCGCCGAUCUCUAGUAUUGUUGAGCAUCGCUUACACCGUG
Molecule: messenger RNA, 842 nt
Organism: Postia placenta MAD-698-R-SB12
Lineage: Eukaryota; Fungi; Basidiomycota; Agaricomycetes; Polyporales; Adustoporiaceae
Exons: 3
Coding region: 52-636 (194 amino acids)
Source: RefSeq, a predicted model, not a curated record